GCCUUUCCUCCUUUUCUCCUUCUUCCUCGCUCGGGCCGCACACCUCUCUCUCUCUUUCUCUCACUCCCCUUUCCUCUCAUCUUCUCUUUGUCACGCCGGAAAGCUCGACUUCCGUAUGUCGUCUUUUGACACCGCCACCACCAAAAGAUAGCCUAGGCAACGGAGAACAAAACCCAGCCACCCCUCCGUCGAUCGAGAUGACCAGACCACAGCACGCAACCCCUAAAACUACGGCGUCGCUGUUCCUUAACCGGUACCUCUUCGAUCUCCGACCAUCUUUUCAACACACCGCCACCACUAACGUGCAGACCGAUCUUCUCUCCAGGUUCAUAGCCCUUCCAUCCUGUCACCGUGCCCUUCGACCUCAGCUUGUGCGCUGACGCCGUCGACUUGCCGGACACCGAUCCCAGGGUGGUCUACCACGUUAAGGGAUUCGAGCUCGAGCAGAUUUCCGUCACUCUCUCCGCCAGUUACGAUUUCUGAGGAUCUUCUAGAUUACAGAGGAAUCGCAAAUUGGAUGCAAGAUAAAGCCAUUGGCUUCCAAAAGUGUACAAGAAUCAGUUAACCAACUGCCCAGGAGACCCAUUUCGGCUAAUAAUUCAUCGAAGCCGGAAUCGACAAUAUGGGGCAGAACAGUGACCAAGAACAAGUAGAGAAGCUACGCUCAGCUUCAUUUAGAUUUGGGUUAGUCUGAUUUUUGCAACUGUGGGUAAGUUCAUCUAUGUAAAUUGUUUAGUUGUUUGAUUUGGAGGUGUUGAGGCUUCAGGAAUCUGGAAAAUAGAAUGUGUUGGGUUAUUAAUACAGUGAGAAUUGAUUAUGAACAUUGAGAAGGUUUACCUUUAUUUGUUUUGGAUAUUCAAUUAUGUGUUGGGUGUUCAUCUUGUUUUGACUAUGCUGAAAUCAUAGUCAAAACUGGUGUGUGCGUGCUUUAAGUGGAGCUGUAGUGUCGUCUUCGCUUUUGGGGGUUUCUUGUUUCUCUAGGUGCGUGCUUUAUAAUUGAACUUCUUCUCUAGUUUCUCUAGUCACAAAUGACAUCUCCUCAGUUAGGAAGCACUUCCAUUAAUUAUUAAUUUACCUUGCUUUUAGAAGGAUUCAAUUACAACAAUCUUGUUUUCAAUUCCAGUUUGUGUUCUGUGGUGUUGAAAGUUGGAGAGAGAUCGAUUGAUAUGGGAAUGAAGGUUGUUUAUAUACUGGAUCAAGUGUGGGCCCUGGAGAAUGAGAUGCUUCUUAGAAUACAGAAGCAAGGACUGGAUGUUAUUCCAAAGAUUCUGAUUGUUACUCGACUGCUACCUGAUGCAAAAGGAACAACAUGCAACCAGAGAUUGGAAAGAGUUAGUGGUACAGAAAACACAUAUAUCUUGCGGGUACCCUUCAGGACUAAGAAUGGAAUUCUCCGGAAAUGGAUUUCAAGGUUUGAUGUCUGGCCUUACUUGGAGACCUUUGCAGAGGAUGCAUCAAACGAAAUUGCUGCUGAGCUACAGGGUGUUCCAGAUCUGAUCAUUGGAAACUACAGUGAUGGAAAUCUUGUUGCAACUUUGUUAUCUUAUAAACUAGGAAUCACACAGUGCAACAUUGCUCAUGCAUUGGAGAAGACAAAGUACCCAGAUUCUGAUAUAUUUUGGAAAAGCUAUGAGGACAAGUACCAUUUGUCAAGUCAAUUCACCGCCGAUCUCAUUGCAAUGAACAAUGCAGAUUUCAUAAUCACCAGUACAUACCAAGAGAUUGCGGGAAGCCAGAUCAAUGUUGGACAGUAUGAGAGCCACACAGCUUUCACUCUUCCUGGGCUGUAUCGAGUUGUUCACGGGGUUGAUUUUUUUGAUCCUAAGUUUAAUAUUGUGUCUCCAGGAGCAGAUAUGUGCAUAUUGGCAUCGAAACCCAUCUUGAACUAGCUCAAGGAUUUGCAAUACCAUGACAGUUUAUUAAUUGCAUCUACUUUUCUUUCCUUGCAGUGAUUUUGCUUACAACUAUCUUAGUGGUACAAUACUAAAGGAAUGGACUUCAAGCUUGCAGUGAUUUUGCUUACAACUAUCUUGGGAGAUCGAGCAAAUUGUAUUUUUUUUAUUAUCAUGUAAAGCUCAUGAAACUUGAAAGCUUGUUAAGCUAAUGAAAUAGAUAUAGGCACUUGGGCAAGCUUAAUUCCUAUGUAAAUGUUAGGAUGAAUACUACUGAUGGAAUGAAAUGGUUUUUGGAAUCAA
Molecule: messenger RNA, 2195 nt
Organism: Rosa rugosa (rugosa rose)
Lineage: Eukaryota; Viridiplantae; Streptophyta; Magnoliopsida; Rosales; Rosaceae
Product: sucrose synthase 2-like
Exons: 7
Coding region: 1167-1889 (240 amino acids)
Biological process (GO): sucrose metabolic process
Molecular function (GO): sucrose synthase activity
Source: RefSeq, a predicted model, not a curated record